Molecule: messenger RNA, 10201 nt
Organism: Lytechinus pictus (painted urchin)
Lineage: Eukaryota; Metazoa; Echinodermata; Echinoidea; Temnopleuroida; Toxopneustidae
Product: neuropeptide CCHamide-1 receptor-like
Exons: 1
Coding region: 230-1363 (377 amino acids)
Biological process (GO): G protein-coupled receptor signaling pathway
Cellular component (GO): plasma membrane
Molecular function (GO): neuropeptide Y receptor activity
Source: RefSeq, a predicted model, not a curated record
AUACUUAUUCCCACUUCACAUCCUUGCUCGAGGCGGAUUAGUGUACUUCACAAGGAAGACGUACAUUCUACCGUCACCAAUAACAGGCAUAUUUUGUUAGACAUUUCAGAGACGGCACUUGAUUGGUCGGCCGUGCUGUAUACUUGGUGCGCGAGCCACAUCUGACUUUGACGGAGUUCGAUCUCAACUUUUUUUUUACACGGGGUCGUUUAAGAAGACGGACUUAGCGAUGUGUCGCAACAUACUACAGCCCGCCAUGGCGCAGUUAGGAGAGCCGAGCGCCGGAGCAGAUACUUCAUUUCCAAAUUACUCCUAUGAUAUGAGCGGCAAUUAUACAGAAGCUGGAAACCUACCCUUUUCCCUGGCGGCUCCGAUUUUCAUGAUAUGCACCGUCAUAGUGGGGACUCUCGGAAACGGAGGAUUAAUUUACAUACUCUUGCGGAACCGCGACAUGAGAAACAUACCUAACCUCCUGAUUUUGAACUUGUCACUUGGAGAUUUCCUCUAUCUAACUUUCAAUGUGCCGUUUUACAUCGCCACUUAUUUGUCCGGUUCUGUCAAAUGGAACCUUGAUCUGUGUCGAUUUGUAAAUGCUGUGCAAUUUAUUUCACAGGGCGUAUCCGUCUUGACUUUGACUGCAUUGAGCACGGACCGGUAUUACGCAAUCGCUCGACCUCUAGAGCAACGACAGAGCAACUCGACUCGGCGAACUCUCGGACUAGCUGCAGGAAUCUGGCUGCUAUCCACCAUAUUCGCCAUACCAUCCAUGGCACUGGCUACCACAGAAACAGGAGGUUGUUCGUUAGCCUACCAAACCCCAGGAACUAAGGGCUACUACGCUUCACUCUUUAUAUUCCUGUACGUCAUCCCACUUGUCCUUAUAUCGGUGUUUUAUUCACUCACGGCAAUCGCUCUUCUGAAAGGAACCUUUAAACUCGAAUCUCGAGUUCGUCAAGGUGGUAACGAGAAGCGUAUUCGAUCACGGACUCGUCUGGCCAUCAUCAUCCUCAUCGCAGCCGUCUGCUUUGCCAUCUGUUGGUUUCCUUUCUACUUGUUCACUCUCUGGUUCGAGUUCGGUUUCGACCCUAAUCUCUUCAUCAAACCCGCCAUGUUUUGUCUAUUUGAUAUGCACUAUCUGCUACCUAUACUGGGAUCAUGCCUCAACCCGAUCAUCCUCUUUGUCAUGAGCUCCAACUAUCGGCGCCACCUGCGUGACAUCUUCAGGUGCAACUCGACAGCGGCAAAGCGCCACUUCUCUUCAGCGAAGUCUUGGACGAUGAUGUCCCUUCGCACCAACUCCUACUCAUUAUCCCCAAGCAGUGUGACUGAAAUGCCGACCCGGUGUUCAACCCACCUUUCAUAGCCACGCCAGAGGACAGUUUACACAGUGAACCACCUGCGAAUCGUGAGGAAUCUAAGAUCAGACCAUUAACAAUGGAAACAUAAAGAGGUAUAACUUUGAAUGAUAAACAAAUUACUGACAUGUUUAUAAAUUGUCCAUUCACAGCACUAUAUAAACACUGAUUUCUACGAAGUUUUUUUUUUCUUGUAGUAACGACUGGUACUAUAUAGGGCAUUAUCUACUUAAAAUUUGUUUGUAUAAAAGAAUAAUGGCUAUAUAUACGGAUAAAACAGAACUUUAAAAACAGAGAAGAAACCGCUGGAUGGUCAUCUAUAUAUUUUUCUAUUUCAUGACUUUUAGAAAGAAAGUCUUUUUGAUAUCAUCCAGCCCAUACGCUUGUAAAUACUGCAUUCCUAAGAGAUCUAAGGAAAAGGAAGUUUUUCUUCCUACUAAUAGCGAAGCCCUGCAACAGAAAGAAAUGCUCUUUUCAUCAUCAAAAUAGCACCAAUCUCUCUGCGAACAUUUCGAACGAAUCCUUUAAAAGAAUAUUCCAUUAGGAAAAUGAAUUGAUUUUCUUAUCCAUCAGUAUUUUUUCAUCAACUCACGUUGUAAAAUAUAUGGUUUGGUCAACAUGAUUAAGAUGUUGACGGAAAAUUCCAGCUGUAUCAGAUUGAGAUUUAAAAUUUUCCAUUCCAUCUUCUUUUAAUCACUGGUAAUAAACUGAUAAUGGUCAUAAUGUGUCCCCAGUUCUCAGUUUCGAGCUUCUAAUAAGCUCCUGAAACGAGCGUCUUUGUCCAUUUUGAAGGAAUUGUUCGAUUACUUUGACAUAAUUGUAUUAACUCAAGAUGAAUUUCUCUACAGAUUAUAUGCGUGAACCAUACACAGUCAGACAAAACAAAAUCAUUUAUUAUUUAACAUUAAAACCUUUCGAAUUGUUUUGAAAUAAUCUUAUAAUGUUAAUCUUAUAAUUUUAGAGUAAAACUAUGCAGUGUUUGAAAUUUGCCUUUUGUUGACAGAUAACAUUAAGGCUUCAAGUUCUCAAAUGACGUGUAUGAUACAAAAUAUUCUCGUCCAGACCUUGGUAUAAGUACAAGGUUGAUAGUAAUUUGAUACACAAUCUUUUCACUACUUAAAUGUCACAAAGUAGAAUUGCUGGUACUCUCAUGGACCUAUUCUAAGUCCAUGGUAUAGCUUAAAUAGAUACAUCACAUUGACCACAAUACCCGAGUAAUUAUAAUCCUCAACAUACAUCCAGUUUUGGAGUUUCUUUAUAUAGAGUUAAGUAAAUAUGUAAUCAUUCAUAAUGUAAUAACUACUACACUCGAUUAUAUGAAUACAUCAUCUGCAGUUUCUUCAUCUUCAUUAUCAUCAUAAUCGUCGUCAACGUUGUUUUCAACAUCAUCUCAUCACUGUGAACAUGAUGAACGUCAUCUUAAAAUGUAGUUUUGAAAACAAAAGUACAUUCAACCCUGUUUCUCUUUCGAGUUUGCGUUUUAUAGGUUACCAUACGGCCCUACUUCAAUCCUUUUAAAAAAAGGGUGACAAAUUAUAUUCCUUUGCAGGGCCAAUGCAAGAGCAACGGUGUCUAUAUAGCGCAAUGAUUUAAGUUAUUAAGCAAUUUGUGAUUUGAUGGAUGAUUUAGUUAUUAUUUAUUAUGUCAAUGACCCUUUAUAAUCUUGUUCAUACCUAUAUGCGCUUAUGUAAAAAUGAAUUCUCAUUAUGCUAUGUUUGAAUGUCUGAUUGUCAGAGUUCGUUUGCAUGCACUGAUGAGAGAAUUAAUAUCAUGAUUGUCCAAAUUUCUUUCACAAAUCCAAUGUAAAUUUUAAGGUGUACAUGUAUAUAUACUUGAAAAGUCUUCAUCAAUCUGCAUUGUUUUUAAGAUGUAGUAACCCCUUUUGAAAUAGAUUGUAAGUUAAUGCUAUAUUUCCGGGUUAUUACUCAGCUAAAAAAGGAGCGAGCCGGUAAUUGUUCUUGACUAUACAUAUACAAUGUCAUCACUUCGAAUUCAUAAAGUGUGAUGCAAACCCACAAAAAUAAUGUGUAAAAUUACACUUUACAUUUUAAAGAAGAGUUAAAGCAAAAAGUAUUUGAUAAGACUAGACGGAUCAAUUCCUUUUCUUACCAAGAAGGUACACAAGGAACAUUCCUACCAAGUAAUUUGUUUAAGCUGUUUCGCUAAAUAUAUUGUCUGCAAAUCAAUUAUUUCAUGAAUAAACGAUAUGAUUGAAAAGUCGAAAACAUUCGUUAAAUAUGCAAGUUUUUUGGACUGAUACAGUCAUGCAAAAAUGAAGCACUUCAUGCUGAACAAAGGAUCAAGUACAAGCGAUGCUCAGCUGUAAAAGAAAAUAUAUAUAAAGGCAAUAUAAUUUUCCCAGUGAGAGUCUUUUCCGCAAUCGGAUAAUUACUGUGACCUCAGGAGGUGAAGAUUAAUUUCAAGAAUGGUUCGUGGAUCCAUAAAUGGAUUCAUCUUCAAUUAGAAAUGCUUAUUGCCUUCUAGCAAACAAUCACACUACUGCAAUUAUUGUAACACCGCCAAAAAACGAGAGGUUAGCGAAUCGUAAGAGUUAUGAUAUCUAUUGUAUUAUCCAUGUUCCCCGAGGGAAUUAAAUAGAAUAGUAUUUCCGUUUGUCCAAUCUGUCUUUUUAAACUGUUUGCCCGGCUUCACUUAUAUGAGUGUUUAAACUAAAAUUACAUUUUAUAUGAUUACCCAAACUCUAUGCUAAUAUUUGUCCGUUUUUUAAUGCAUGUGAUUGUACCAAUGCUAAAAAUUGAUUUAAAAGAUUUUAUGUUAAUGUCCGUUGAAAAUCAUGAAUUGAGAAAGAUUUUAGUGAAGGGACAAUUGCCGAAGUGUUUUAUAAUGGACACAAACUGAGUGAUAUGUUUUCCAAUGCAUUUUAUUAAAUCAAAAAUGCAAACUUACAAAUGCGAAAAGAGAAUCUUGUAUCAAAAUAUUUAUCAAUGGCAAAAUUUCAGUUAGGAAAAUACCAAUUAGACAUUUGUGUUUUUUGGGGGGAUAAUUCUUCCCUUUUAUUCCAGACAAUUAAGAAGAUCAUUAUGUCGUGACAAAUUAAAAAAUUUAUGACAAAUUCAGCUUUUUAACAUUAAAAUUAUUUGUGCAUACAGAAUGUAUCUUUAAAUCAUAUAAUUUGAAAUAUUUUACUUUAUUUCAUGAUUAUGAUUGUGAUCGCGAUGAAUUUUUUCUUUCGACACUCUUAUGCAAUGCACAAUAGGAGAUGCGAUUGAUCGUUAACGAAAUGACGUCAACUAGACAACGUGCAUUAAAAUUAAUACUGAUCCUUUUUAUCAUUCUCCUUCCUUGAGUAAUGUAUGCAUAAUUUAUCCAAUUUAAGAAGGUGUAAAAUUGGUAUCUACAGGCAUUCGUUUUACGAAAGUAGUAAUUUAUUGAAAAAAUAAAUUGAUGUUACAUAAGCAUUCCACUAUUCACCUGCAAUUAGAGUUGUUGUUUAAAGUUUGAAAACAAUUGUACAUAUUUAAGUUAUAGGCACUGAAUGCACGGUUUGUAAUUGAUAAUUUUUAGUUGACAUUAAUAUCAACAGACAAUAUGUUCCCAGUUUACGAGGUCAUCGAAGAUAUCAGCUACUUGUUUAAUAUGUAUUUUCUAAAUGAAUAUGUUACAAGGCAUAGUAUGUGAUUGUGAUGACGUAAACAAAAAUAAGGGGGAGGGAGGUUGAUGUUCGGACACAGAGCUCUGUGUUUUAGGUAGCAAAUAGAGCGAACAUAAGACAUUGAAUUCAUAUUUUUCAUAGAUUGAAUCAAUUACGAAACGUGGAGACAUAAUUUUCACAUUAAUUUUGGGUGAUGGAUCAAAAAAUUGUCAUCACUUCAAUUUAGAUCGAAUGAAAAAAACUUCCAUGACUUAAUAUAGCUUUUACUUUACAUUCCAACGCAAAACAUUAGUUUUUCAAUAAAUUACUGUGUUUUGUACUUAUUUAUUCAUUCUUUUUUUUUUGGGGGGGAGAAGUGUUUCCUUUUCUCAUAACGUUAGCAAAAAUCAUAUUUAGGCCACUGUGGAAAAGAAAGAUCGGAAAUUUUAUCUCCAAGUCCGGGGAUAUACUGGUAAACACUGACAGAACUGUAUUUAGCAUUAACUUUUAUUUUAGGGGGAAGGAGCAAUUUGCAUAAUGUAAUUUUUUUCUCUCUCUCUUUUAUGAAAUAAUCUUUAUAUAAUAUUUUUUUAUCAUCAACUUUUUUUCCUGGGGUGUGGUGAUUUUUUUUCAUCUAAAGAGUAGACUUAAUAACUAAUAACUCUGUUUUUUUUUUCAUUCAGAAUGGUCAAUUGAGUUUCGCUUUUUCUCACACGCCUCUGUAGUUGAUAUCAUUUUAGUCCGAAUAAUUAAAAAUCCAAGUGAAAUCUCAUGAAAAGAAUAAAGAUUUUUUCAAGGGAGACGCCUUUUUCAAGUGUAGGCGUGGGUGCAAUAGAAAACUUUUAAAGAAGUUUGAAGCAUACUUGGACGAUGAUUAAAAAAAUGUGUGCUUUUAUCUUCGGCUCGCAAAGUGGCAAAGACAAUCAAUUUAUCGUUUCGCUACUAAGUGAUAAUUACAUUUUGAGGGUUUUUAAAUCAACUACAAGAAGUGUUUGAGAGAAUCCCCGCUGACGUCUUUCCUCUCGAAAGAUGUUACCAUAUAUAUUUAUAGAAUCUUAUGACACGAUUUCAAUCAUGAUACGUUCUUGUGCUUUAAAACAAAUGUUCUUUUCGAUGACAAAGUACUUGAUGUGUAGGCAUAAAAGGAAUGUAACUGGGUUACUUACGCAGAACUGACUUGGACUGCCUAACCAAUUGACAUUGCACUGUAACAAAAAGCAGUGUUAAGAACUAGUCUUCUUUCUUUACUUAGCACACCACACGUUCAGUGUUAAAGUGCACCAACGAGUUGCUAGUGUUAACAUAACAAUCCAAAUAUAUUACAAUCACUAACACCAAUGCAUGGGUGUUAAAAGCAUCACGAAUUUAAUAUUUGGUGUAGAAUGCAUCUCGGUAAAGACCGACUGGUUCAGUUUUAACACCACUACUUUUUGUAGUGCAGGGAGCUUACAAAACAAGGCAAGAGACAAAUGGGACAAUAAAUUCAGAUAAAAAUCGAUUAAGGCAUGUGCCCUGUCCUUAUUUUAUAAUAACUGAGUUUGCGCAAAUACAUUUUGAUUUGAAUCACCCCUAUUUCCUUCUGCUGGAUAAGCUACUUAUACCUGACAGAUAACUGCAUAAUUAUGAUUAAAUUAACCUAUUCAUAACGGACUCAAGUAGAUUAAUCACGACAGAGAAUAAAUAGAAGAAACCGCGGAAAAUGAGGAUUAGAUCUGUUAAAUAUAACUCUCCAGACUAUACAAUAGACCAUAAGUCCACCAAAUGUUUGAAAGUCAUACACCAUCGCAGUGCGUUCGAUACUGAUCUAAUCGCAUCCGUCAUGGAAAAUUAUUAAUUAAGUUAACUCUUAUUUCAUCUUUUUAAGAAAUCGAAAUUCUAAGGGUAAUACACAAUUGUAUUCAAAUAAUUUAUGUAGGUCUAAAGUAUAAACACAAGCUAUGAGGUAAAUUUGAUUUCUUUAUUUUCUUCAAAGUAUUCAUUUCAAAUGCAAUUUAAAUAUUUUUUUAAUCAUUUAAAAGCCCAAGGGGAUGGCGUAUUUAAGCCUCUUAUAAUGUAAUAUUGCAUUGAAAAAUGUAAUUAACAAGAAGAGGACAAAUUUUACUACACCAAGACAGACAGAGCCACAGAGCACAGAGAUAUCGUUUAGCAACUCCUCUUGGCAAACCUUUAACCUGCUUGUUCAUAUGCAUGUCCUGAGCAUGCUGAUUGUAAAGCCCGCCCUCAUUACAUGAUCCGACUUCGAUGCGAUUUUUUCACGAAUCGCAUUUUGCAUUAAAUAAAAAGGUUCCACGAAAUAACAUUAUUUGAUUUAAAGUUCGGAAUAAUCCUAUAGGAAUGCGAAAAUCAGAAUUCUGCUUUGCUGCAAGCCUUUAAUUAUUGGUCGGGUAAGUAUCACAUCGGCAUUACGCCGAUGAUGAGUUCAUAACGAUUUUCAAUACAGAUUUCCUUUAUACUCCUACGGGAAAGCUUGGAAUAGACUAAAAUUUCGAUUUUAGUAUUCAGACCAUUCAGUAUUUAGACCACUAUUCGGAGCUUUAAUUGCUAAGAUUUUAUAGGUUAGACAGUUUAAAUCAAAUCCUAUUACAAUACCUUUGACAAUAGGAUCGCAGCAGCGGACCUAUGGUUUUGUGCGCGGGGUUAAGACCUAUCAAAAACAUGGUAUGCUGCUAGGCGCCCUGGAUCAUGGCGCCCCCCCCCCCCUCCAAAAAAAAAAAAACUACAAAAAAAAACCGCAAUAAUAAAUGUCUUUUCCACUUUCUCCUUCACUUAUUCUCGUAAACUGUACAUAUUAUUUUGCAAACAUUCUUGGCACAAUUGCGUAUCCCCAGAGUAAAAUGAUAGACAACUUUCGAUGAUUGGCGUCCCAUAACGGCUUCUUAAUUCUUUCUUGCAUGCUAAUAGGUCACGGAUGCAUUUUGAUGAAGCAACCACUUUUAACGUUUCCUUCAGAGUCUUCUUAUAUUUCCAAGUCAACCCCAUGAAACUCUUUCCAAAUUUUAAUAUUCAGCGUCAGAACUAGUAUGGAUUUAGGGCUCCUCCCUUGAGAACCAAUAUUGGGUCAAUUGUUCUUAUACAUCCCUCGUAGAUCGAUGAGUUUGGGAUGGAUGUACAUUCUCUGACCAUUCGGUAUGGGUCAGUAGGGUAUUUGACAUAAACUGACCGGACUGAAAAAUACGACCUUAGGAUCUGUAAGUGGGCUAAUCUGUCUGCCAUGUUAAAGGACAAGUCCACCCCAACAAAAAGUUGAUUUGAAUAAAAAGAGAAAAAUCCAACGAGCAUAACACUGACAAUUUCAUCAAAAUUGGAUGUAAAAUAAGAAAGCUAUGACAUUUUAAAGUUAUGCACAUCCUGGUCGGUACGCGAAUGAGGGAACUGAUGACAUCACUCACUCACUUUUUCUUUUGCAUUUUAUUAUUUGAAAUAUGAAAUGUUCUAAUUUUCUCCUCAUUAUCAUGUGAAACAAAGUUUUAUUUCUCACUGAACAUGUGGAGUUACCAUUGCUAAACAUUAUAUGGUUCAGUCAAGUUGGUCCUUAUAUAUUCAAAUCUGUAAAAAUUGAAAUAUUGUAUAAUUCAAACAAUAAAAAACAAAAGAAAUAGUGAGUGAGGGACAUCAUCGAUUCUCUCAUAUGCAUGUGACUAAAUUGUGCAUAUAACUAUUUUGUGAAAAAUUUCAAAAUGUCAUAGCUUUCUUAUUUUACAUCCGAUUUUGAUGAAAUUUUCAGCAUUAUGCUUGUCUGAUAUUUUUCUGUUGAUUCAAAAAAACUUUCUUCUGAGGUGGACUUGACCUUUAAUGUUAUUUUCAAUGUCUGUCAUGAAAGCAUAUUAUGGACAUCCACAAAAUAUUCACAUGACUGAAACCACUGCAGACCGAUCAAGCUAUCACGUUAUUUUAAAUGGCAUAUCACUGGUCGGUUUGGAGUCGGUUUCGUUGGUGUGACUGUUGAGUGGCGGAUGAUGCAAGGAUGUAUAUUUACUCAUUUCAUUACACAUACAGUUUCUAAGCAGAAUAUAUACUUAGCUCUAGAAAUACGGGAAGACUUGGACUUUAAGAAGCAUCGACUAUUUAUUUAAUUUCAUGGGGGUCCGAGAAACUAUCAAAAGCGACAAGAGCGACCCGAUAGGCAUGAUAGUCGAGGAUUGUGUUACACUCUUUAAAAGGUUAGGCAAAAAAAGGCCCAAUUUUUUUUCACCAUCACUGGGCAACAUACUGUCCACACAACUAUUGGAUAAAAUAUGUCCAAAUUGGGUAAUGAAAACUAAUAAUUGGGUAAUAGAUUUGCUCAAUUGGAUAAUAAUUGCCCAUUACAUGUUUUUUACCAACAUCCAUUACCCAACACAGUGGACAGUAUGUUGCCCAACAUUUUAAGUUUGUAAAAGACACUGACAACCGCUUUGAAAAACUACCGAUAGAAGACUCUUUGACCGACUUAAUCUAAGACAGUCUGCAGGUCUUUCUAUUCAUUCCCUGUAUUAUGAUAUUGUAGAAAGACUACAAUGAUACUGAGAAACGGAAUCCAUUCAUAUUAAACAACUUACUGUAUCAUAUUCGUCGCUGUUCCAGCAUCCGUGAUAAAUUGUUCAGAUAUUUGACUAAACGUAAAAAUAUGAUUAAAUAUUUAACUUAUUUGAUGUUGAGUAAAACCCUUUUCUCCUGAAACUAAUUAAAAUAAUGAUCGUCCCAUAUGCUUCAUGUGCAUAUGGAACGAAAAAAAAAUGAAUCAAUUUUUUUAUGGAAGGUGGAUGCUGCUAAAACACAGUUCAGUACCCAGAAAAACCUUGUAAGUGAUAAAACAAAAUAAUCUUAUCAAUGUUCUGUACAUACACUUACCCUAGUGCAAUGAUGACAUAUAAUGUAUAAGACACAUGUAAAUAUUGCAAAGAAACUGUGUUGUGUGCACGUAGCCUACUUGUCGUCGACACACGUUAACUCGAUAUGCUUGCGUAAAACAAAAUCUUAAUAUCAUUCUGUAAUUAUAUAGUACGUUAUUUAUGCACUUUUGCCAAUAUAUGUGUACAGUGUAUAUAUAAUUAUUAUCAAAUAUAUUAUACAUAUAUGAACAAAUACAUAUUAUAUAUAUUGAAAGUGCAAUUUGAUGAAUAUUUGGCAAGUAAGUUUAUUUAAAAUAAUGCUGGGCAUAUUUCACUCGUUAGAGUUCGCAGAUUUGUAUGCUUUACUGUAAAUAUUAUAUGGAAUACUAUUGUAUUUUUAGUCUUGUAUUGUACAUGUUGAAUAAACCAGUGCCUAGUUAAGA